Prunus persica (peach) is the source of this 1512-nucleotide messenger RNA. RefSeq lists its product as uncharacterized. Lineage: Eukaryota; Viridiplantae; Streptophyta; Magnoliopsida; Rosales; Rosaceae. The record is from RefSeq and is a predicted model, not a curated record. The transcript is spliced from 2 exons. Bases 185 to 1231 code for a protein of 348 amino acids.
UUCUUUCUUUUUGGUAUCAGAGCUAGCAUUCUCUUAUCGUUUUUUUUUUCUCUUCUGCCGUGUUCUUGAUCAAUUGCAGCGAGCAAUUGUGAAGUUGUUGCUGCCCCUGUUUUGUUAGUCUGUCCGUAUUGUUCCAGAAUCCCAUCAACGCUGCAGGUUUUAGGCUAUACCGACAGCAAGAGAGAUGGCUGAAGAAAAGGGAGCUGGUUCUCAGAUUGUUCCAGCGGCCGCUCCAAUUAUGGUGCAGUCAGAGAAUUCAAGCUUUAAUAUUGGUAUGGUUUUGGAUGAAAAGAACUAUGAUUUAUGGGCUCCUCUCAUUCAAAUCCAUAUUGCUGGAAGGAAGAAGAUGGGAUAUCUUCGUGGGUCUAUCAAGGCACCUAACGAAGAUGAUCCUAAAUAUGAUGAUUGGUUCUCUGAAGAUCAAAAAAUUAAGAGUUGGCUUUUGUCUUCAAUAAAGCCUGAGAUUAUGAAACGGUACAUUAGGCUGUCUACAUCGAAGGAGAUUUGGGACUCCCUUAAGGCAGCAUACUUCGAUGAGAAUGACGAGGCUAGAAUUUAUUCGUUGAAUCAGAAGGCAUCACGUCUUCGUCAGAAUGGCCGACCUUUGGCUACCUAUUUUGGGGAGCUAACUGAGAUUUUCCAAGAAUUGGAUCACUUUAAUAAAGUAUCCAUGGAGUGUGAAAAUGACAUCAAGGUGUUUCAAAAAUCCACUGAGAGACAACGAGUCUAUGUGUUUCUUGGUGGUCUCGAUGAUGGGUUUGAUCAGGUGCGUGGAGAAGUGCUACGGAAGGAUCCCCCACUUGGCCUUCAGGCUUCUUAUGCAUAUGUUCGUCGUGAAGCCGAUCGGAAGGAAGCAAUGAAGACGGAGGUUGACAAGAGUGAACCCGCUGCCAUGGCAGCAAAGGCCCGUGGAUCACCUUAUGGGCCUAACCGAGAAGGGUCACAAAAUCGGCCAGGACAAACUCGGACUAGCCAGCCAAGCCGAGAUCGUCCUCAAGGUAAGUGCCCACACUGUGGCAUGCCAGGACACUCCAAGAGUCGCUGUUUUGAGCUGAUUGGAUAUCCCGAGAAUUGGGAUAGGACCCGUGAUCCUCGGUGCAACAAGUCUCGAUCCUCUGUUGCAGAAACCAAGAAUGAUUCGGACCAAAUCGCAGACAAGGCAUCUCCCAUGAUUGCUGCGGCAGGUAGUGAUGGACAUCCGGGCGCGGAAGACGAUUGGUUAUGGUAUUAGAAGAGGAAAACUUUAUUACUUGGAAUUGACCACCAGUAGUUCUAGCUUGCUGACUCAAGCUCUUUCUGUUGAUGAUUCUCAUGGGGAUACUAAUAAAGUGUCGGACAUCUGGAUGUGGCACAGGCGCCUUGGGCAUGCUUCCUUUCGCUAUCUACAUAAGUUAUUUCCUAGUUUGUUUGUCAAGACUGAUGUUUCUCAAUUCAAGUGUGAUGUUUGUGAAAUGGCUAAGAGCCAUCGAACCUCAUUUCCUCCCAGUUCCAAUAAAAGUAUCAUUCCUUUUA